Messenger RNA from Oldenlandia corymbosa var. corymbosa, 1731 nucleotides. The record is from the annotation of a GenBank genome assembly. Lineage: Eukaryota; Viridiplantae; Streptophyta; Magnoliopsida; Gentianales; Rubiaceae.
AUGAGUAAAUUGUGGCUGAUUAUCUCUGCUUCCCUCGCCCUUCUUCUCUCCUUUGCCUCAGUUCCUCUUCUUAACAACAAUCUCACCGGUUUCUUCAAUGCGUUCUCAAUUGAUAAGUUAGGCGCUGACUUGAUAGUUUAUAAUGGGACAAUUUACACCAGUGAUGAUUCUUUGCUGUACGCUGAAUCCAUGGCCAUUCGCUAUGGCCGAAUCAUUCGAGUUGGAAAUUACUCUUCCAUCAAGGAUUUGGCAGGACCAGGGUGCAGGGAAUUGAAUUUAAAGGGGAAGAUAGUAGUUCCUGGAUUCAUCGAUUCCCAUGUGCAUCUGAUUUUCGGAGGAUUACAGAUGGCACGUGUUGAACUUCGUGAAGUCAAAACUAAGGAUCAGUUUGUGAACAAGGUGAAGGAAGCUGUUAAGAAUAUGAAACAAGGUUCUUGGUUGCUGGGUGGUGGAUGGAACAACGACUUCUGGGGAGGAGAACUACCUAUGGCAUCUUGGAUUGAUGAUAUUACACCCCAUAAUCCUGUCUGGCUUUCAAGGAUGGAUGGUCACAUGGGAUUGGCUAACACUUAUGCUCUAAAAGUUGCUGGAAUAUUUAACUACACAAAUGAGCCAGAGGGUGGGGUUAUUGUCAAAAGUAACGAUAAUGAACCUACAGGAUUAUUAAUUGACUCUGCAAUGAAGCUCAUCUUAUCCUGCAUACCAGAAGUCUCUGUAGAAGAAAGAAGGGAAGCUCUUCUGCGAGCUAGCAAUCUUGCUUUAAUGAGGGGUGUAACCACAGUAGUUGAUAUGGGGAGAUACUUUCCUGGUUUAGCAGCUGAAACCUCGUGGGAAGAUUACUCAGAUGUGUAUACAUGGGCUGAUUCAUUUGGAAAGAUGUUGAUUAGGGUUUGCUUAUUCUUUCCAAUGGAAACGUGGGCACGCUUACAUGAACAUUUGAAUGAGGCAGGCCCUAAUAUAAGUGAAAAGAUUUACUUUGGGGGUUUGAAGGCUUUUGCUGAUGGAUCAUUGGGAUCAAAUAGUGCACUUUUCCACGAGCCUUAUGUUGGUGAACCUGAUAAUUUUGGUCUAGAAGUUGCAGAUAUGAAGGGUCUGCAUAGCAUGAUUGUUUCGGCAGAUAAAGCUGGGCUUCAGGUAACUGUUCAUGCAAUAGGUGACAAGGCAAAUUCCUUACUUCUGGACAUGUAUGCAUCAGUGGUUUCUCGGAAUGGAAUCAGGGACAGAAGGUUUAGGAUUGAACAUGCUCAGCAUUUGGCACCUGGGACAGCAUCUCGAUUUGGUGAACAAGCCGUUGUUGCUUCAGUUCAGCCUGAUCACAUGUUGGAUGAUGCUGAUUCUGCAAUUAAAAAAAUUGGUUUUGAGAGAGCAGAAAAAGGCUCUUAUCUAUUCCAAUCACUUCUGGCUGGUGGUGCAACUCUUGCUUUUGGCUCUGAUUGGCCGGUUGCAGAUAUCAACCCUUUGAGAAGCAUGCGGACAGCAAUCAAACGAACCCCUCCUGGGUGGGAACACCCUUGGGCUCCAUCAGAGUGUAUGAAUCUGGAUGACGCAUUAAAAGCGCACACUAUAUGGGCAGCUUAUUCAUGCUUUCUAGACAAGGAUAUUGGAUCCUUAUCUCCUGGAAAGUUGGCAGAUUUCGUCGUAGUCACUGCUGAUUCAUGGGAAGAUUUCACCACAGAAGGAUCUGUUUCUGUUGAAGCUACAUAUGUUGGUGGGAAUAGAGCAUUUCCAUGA